AUGGGAGAAGGGGAGGUUUGUGUGGCUGUGUUGAGCAAUGUCGGGGAAAUGGAAAACGAGAAAAUUCAGCAGAAGCGUGACCAUCAGUGGCUAACAGUUGGUUCUGAUGUGGAGCCCUUGCCCAAAAAACAGGCCAUAGAGGAUUCAGUUGAUGAUGAAGUAGAUUCUUGUGCUAUUAGUCAUUCAGAAGUGGCCCUGAUUUCUAUUGAACAAGAGCCAUGUCCUAAAACACCUCCCACAGAGGGUUUAAAUAGUAUUAAAAAACUAGAGCCUUCUGUUGAACAGGAUAGUAAAGAAUGUUCAAAUGGAUUGGAACUAAUGCAACCAACAGAAUCUCUAAACGAUAAUAUGCAAGAUGCUUCCAGUGAGGAGCCUGUCCAAGAAUGUCUGAAGCCUGUUACAGAAGGUUUAGAUGACAUGGAACUAGAUCCUUGUGGUGAGAAUGAGAAACACUCUUUAGAGGUUUCACAUGACAUGGAAAUAGAACCUAUUGUUGAGCAGCCUGUCAAGGAGUGUCUGAAUGAGAUGGCAAUAGAACCAAUUGUUGAGCAGCCUGUCAAAGAGUGUCUGAAUGAGGUGAAACUAGAGCCUAUUGUUGAACAGCCUGUCAAGGAGUGUCUGAAUGAGGUGAAACUAGAGUCUGAUGUUGAACAGCCUGUCAAGGAAUGUCUGAAUGAGGUGAAACUAGAGUCUAAUGUUCAACAGCCUAUCAAGGAGUGUUUGAAUGAGAUCCAACAUGUCAAAGAAUGUCCAAGUGAGAUGGAAACAGAGGUUUGUGGCAAGAUGAAGACAACCGAGGCUUUGAACGAGAGUGAACCAGAAUAUUCUGUUCAAAAACCUGUCAAAGAUUCACUGCUUGAGAUGAAAAUGGAGGUUUCUAGAAGUAAACAGACAACACAAAGCUUAACUGAUAAUGAAAUAAAGCCUCCUGUUAUGAACCAUAUAACCCAAGUUGUAAAUGAUACUGGAACAGAGUCUUCUGUCAUAAAGCAGACAACAGAUGCCUUAAAUGAUACUGAACUGGUAAUAGAUCCUUGCACCAAGAAGGAGGUGAAGGAGGCUUCAAAUGAUGAUAUAUGCUCUGAAGUUUCAAAUCCCAAUGUAUCACCUCGUGACAAUUCUUCAAGUUUUCAGACUGUUAAUAGUCAACCAGAUGGAAAACAAGUCAUAAAAGACCAAACUGUUUGUGGUGAAAUUACAUCAUCAAGCAGUGAGGGGAGCUCAAGCCAAGAUGAACAUGGUACUACAAAUGAUACAUCACAUGUUGUACUUGAGGUUCCAAAGCAUGCAAGUACUUCUUCUGGUAUUAGGAAAAUUACUUUCAAAUUCAGUAAACGCAAGGAAGAGUAUGAUAGUCAACUGUCUGCUUCUACUGCAAAGUCAACAGGCAAUUCUUUCACAAACGGGACCCGUAAGGCACCCAGGUUGCAUGAAACUGGGGACUCUCUUUUAUAUCCUAAUACCCUUGAAGCAACGACUGAAAAGGUUGUUCCUGAUAGUUAUCCUACAACUGUUAAAAGACUCUUAUCAACUGGGAUUCUCGAGGGAGCAAAAGUGAAAUAUAUUUCUGCUUCAGGGGAGCUUAUUGGAAUUGUGAAGGAUUGUGGCUAUUUAUGUGGUUGUGCAUCAUGCAAUUUUUCUAAUAUUCUUCGUGCUCAUGAGUUUGAGGAACAUGCUGGUGGAAAAACUAGGCACCCUAAUAAUCACAUAUAUCUGGAGAAUGGAAAACCUGUAUACAGUAUAAUUCAGGCAAUGAAGAAUUCUCCUCCCAACACAGUAGAUGAAGCAAUAAGAAACGUAGCUGGUUCAUCUGUUAAUGAGGAAUUCCUUCAGGUUUGGAAAGGAGGUCUUCAAGGAAACACGGACAGGGGUAAAACAGACAAUAAUCAUCAUAUGAAGCUUAUGAACUUGUAUCAUUCUACAACAAGCUGCACCAAUCACACAAGAGAAGAUGGUCCUAUCCCGUAUUAUUCUUAUCGUAAGAGCUCAGCUUUGGAACCUCAAACAUUUGUUAGUGACACCACGAAAGAGCGGAAAACCCAAUUCAAAAAGCCAAGGUCAUACACAUCUAGCACUGCUGUUGAAACAAAACGAAAUGCUGAAGGUGGCCAUAAGAAAAGAGAUAAUGAUUUACACCGCUUACUAUUUAUGCCAAAUGGACUUCCUGAUGGAACCGAGUUGGCUUAUUAUGCCAGAGGAAAGAAAAUACUUGAGGGUUACAAGCAAGGAACCGGUAUAGUUUGUAGCCAUUGUGACACUGAGAUCAGUCCUUCACAGUUUGAAGCUCAUGCUGGAUGGGCUGCCAAACGUCAACCGUAUCGGCAUAUUUAUAUCCCUAAUGGGCUAACACUCCAUGAUAUAGCUCUGUUGCUUGCAAAUGGUCAAAGUAUCACAACCAGCAACAGUGAUGACAUGUGUGCAGUAUGUGGUGACAGAGGAGAGCUGAUGAUUUGUGAUGGAUGCCCUCGUGCUUUCCAUGCAGUUUGUCUGGGAGUAGUAGAUGGUGUUUCAUCUGAAGACUGGCAUUGCCCAUACUGUAGAGACAGUAUUGGGUCUGGUUCUGGUAGAAAAGCAUCUGCUACAGAGUCAAGACCCAUUGUGAUCAGACUCACACGUGUUGUUAAAGCCCGAGAAUACGAAACUGGUGGUUGUGUUAUCUGUAGGGCUCAUGAUUUCAGUGUUGCAGAGUUUGAUGAUCGAACUGUAAUGCUAUGUGAUCAGUGUGAGAAAGAGUACCAUGUUGGUUGUUUAAGAGAGAGCGGGAGAUGUGAUCUGAAGGCACUCCCAUCGGAUAAAUGGUUUUGUUGUGAUCACUGUGAUAUGAUCCAUGGUGCUAUUCAAGAUGUGGUUGUGAAUGGCGCAACUGUAAUUUCGGCUCCAGUUUUGAGUAUAAUAAACAGGAAAAAUCAACAUGUAGACAAAGGAGGAGUCACAAAUGAGAUUAGAUGGCGGAUGUUAAGUGGGAAAAGCCGCUAUCCUGAACAUUUGCCCCUCCUCUCAAGGGCUGCUGCCAUUUUCCGGGAGUGUUUUGAUCCCAUUGUAGCGACAUCUGGCCGUGAUCUUAUCCCUGUAAUGGUAUACGGGAGAAAUAUAUCUGGACAGGAGUUUGGUGGGAUAUAUUGUGUUGUUCUGAUGGCAGGGUCAGUAGUUGUAUCUGCAGGGCUUCUGAGAAUUUUCGGGCGGGAGGUGGCUGAGCUACCCCUGGUGGCUACCAGUAGACAACACCAAGGGAAGGGAUAUUUUCAAGCUCUGUUCUUUUGUAUUGAGGAGUUACUGUUGUCAUUGGGUGUUGAACUCCUUGUGCUUCCUGCUGCUGAAGAAGCCGAGUCAAUUUGGACUAAAAAAUUGGGUUUCAGAAAGAUGAGUGACGAUCGGUAUACACAGUACUCGAGGGACAUCCAGCUCACCAUAUUCAAAGGGACAUCAAUGCUGGAGAAGGAAUUGCAUCGUGCUACAUCUACAUCUACAUCCAUGAACUAA
Lactuca saligna is the source of this 3480-nucleotide messenger RNA. The record is from the annotation of a GenBank genome assembly. Lineage: Eukaryota; Viridiplantae; Streptophyta; Magnoliopsida; Asterales; Asteraceae.